CGCCGUUCCUUUGUGCGUUCAGACGCAUUCAAGCAAGUCCGUAGGUCAUGGCAGGACGACAAGAACAUCGUCGACGGCUGUCACCAUCAUAAUCUCAAAAAAUAGCCUCGUUUGCCAUACAGACGGCCCGCAUCAGCGCCCAAACACCUAUCUCUUCCAGAUUCACACCGUCUGUCUGAAUGACCUCAGUGGAAUUUUGUUUCGCUUGUUCGAUGGAGAGAACAACUCAGCAGACGGAACAUGCGUCAAUUAGUAUGAUCGGACCUUUCGGACUAUAAAGUACUGCACUCAUGAUUGAUGGUGAUGUACUCCUUUACCCGACCAUCCUCCAGCUGAACGCCAUAUCGUUAUGUCGUUCCACUUGUGAAUGGUCGUCCUUGUGAACGGAAUAUCUCGGUUCACCCCUUCUCUUCUAAUGUCGUCUUGAAGAGCCAGCACAUAGCAAGUGGAACCCAGGCCCAACGUCAAGCUUCGUGGAUGAGCAUCAAAACAGAGCUUCUAGAUAUUCCCACAAUGCAUGGUUUUUCAUGCCUCGGGUCGGAGGACUACUCAAUGAGUCUUGAACCUCCCGCGCCUGUCCCUGUUGAUAGCUUUCGCUUCUCCACUUGAUUGGUGGUAGAACGCACGUUUGUCUCAUGCACUUCUAUGAAUUCGAUUCAAUCUGUCAUUGAUCCAGGUCCCUUCUCCUCCUGAGCUCCCUUUAAGUACCUACUGUCUGCUCUUCCUGCGUCGUGCUCUGCCAUCCACUUUGUCGACUUGCCAUGACCAAUACUACGGGAAAGACCACGGACGAUGUUGCAGAUGUUUCGGUGGUCCCUACUGUUGAGCAAACGAAUAAGGAGCGCAAUGCCCCGAAAUUUCGACAUCUCACUCGUAAGGAGACUCUGAGCGCGUACUUCACCAUUGCAGCCGCUGCCUUUGGGCUUAUCAGUGAUGGAUAUCAGAACAAUCUCAUGACUAUGUCCAAUGUCGUGUUCAAGAAAUUGUAUCCCAAAGAAUACACUUCAAGCGUCUCGACACGUGUAUCCAACUCGCUCCUUGUUGGUGCAAUUAUUGGCCAGAUCGUUGUCGGUCUGGUAUGCGAUCGUCUUGGGCGCAAGGUUGCUCUGGUCGGCACGACGCUUCUGAUUGUUAUUGGCGCAACGCUUGGCACCGCCGCUCACGGCGCCCAUGGAAGUGUUCAAGGUCUUUUCUGGUUCUUGACGUUUGCACGAGGUAUCACAGGCAUAGGCGUCGGGGGAGAAUAUCCCGCAUCGUCGACCAGUGCUAGUGAAGCUGCUAAUGAGAAAAUGAUCAAGCACCGUGGGCCUGUGUUCAUCAUGGUCACCAAUUUUGUCCUAAGUUUCGGUGGCCCAUUGGCGGUGUCCGUGUUCUUGAUUGUCAUCUCGGCAGCUGGCGAAGAUCAUCUCCCAACCGUCUGGCGUGUAUGUUUUGGAAUCGGAAUCAUCCUUCCCUUAACUGUCUUUUACUUCCGUAUGCGUAUGUUGAGCUCGAAGCUCUACCGAGAGGGCGCAAUCAAACGUCGGGUCCCGUAUGUGUUAGUUAUUAAAAGGUACUGGAAGCCACUAAUUGGUACUUGCGGCGCUUGGUUCCUUUAUGAUUUUGUUACUUUCCCGAACGGUGUCUUCUCCGGAACCAUCAUCUCUAGCGUCAUUUCGGACGGUGAUAUCAAGUCUACCGCCGAAUGGCAGUUGCUUCUUGGCGCAAUUGCGCUACCGGGUGUCUUCGUCGGUGCUUUGCUGUGCAAUCCCUUGGGCAGACGCAACACGAUGAUCCUCGGCUUCAGCGGGUAUCUCGUCUUCGGUUUGAUCAUCGGAAUCGCGUACGACAAGAUCACGAAGAUCAUCCCACUUUUUGUGAUCUUCUAUGGUCUCAUGCAGUCAUUUGGGAAUCUCGGACCUGGAGAUAUGUUAGGACUUGUGAGCGCAGAAUCAUACGCGACACCCAUUAGAGGGACAUGCUACGGCUUAUCGGCGGCGAUUGGGAAAACCGGUGCCGCGGUGGGUACUCAGGCAUUUACACCUAUUCAGAACAACCUCGGCAAGAAGUGGACGUUCAUCAUUGCCGCAAUCUGUGGUGUCACCGGUAUUCUUGUGACGUACUUCUUCGUGCCGGACAUGACAGGUGUCGACUUGGCUGAUGAGGAUCGCAAGUUCAUGCAAUACCUUGCCGAUAAUGGAUGGGAAGGUGAGAUCGGCGAAGACGAGGACCUCGUUGACGAUGAUACUUCCAGCGAAUCCGUCUCUGUUGACAAGAAGUAGAGAAUAUUUUCAACUUUAUUCAUGAUCUCUCACGAACUGUAACGAUAACGACUACUGUGAUUUUUGUAUGGUGUAUUGGCUUAUGAAUGUGAUGAUCCCCGUUGAGAACCGUUGAACCAGAGGACCUUCCAGAUCGAGUGAUCA
Somion occarium is the source of this 2405-nucleotide messenger RNA. The record is from the annotation of a GenBank genome assembly. Lineage: Eukaryota; Fungi; Basidiomycota; Agaricomycetes; Polyporales; Cerrenaceae.